UUCUCUCCCCGGGGAGGCGUGAGGCGGCCCCGCGGAUACAGAUCCAUGUGUGUGCCCGCGCGUGUGUGCGCGCGUGAAAAUUGCCGAGAAGGGGAAAAUCACAGGACUUCUGCAAAUACCGACUGAGAAAUGGUAAUUCAUCCGCCGCCGCCGCUGCCUUCCGUUUGCCCGUGCUCUUGAGAUCUCCGGUUUGGAUUCCUAUGGAUUGACAUUUCUAUGAAGAAGUCUGGGAAUCAAACUGGAAAUUCUCCUAAUUUUUUGCACCCCCUCCCCCAACUCCUGAUUCAUUUGGAAGUUUUCAGAGCAGCUCUAACUGGAGAGUUCUGAAGAUUGAUGGAAUCUUUUUGCCUUUUCAUUUGUUUUCACAAAAAAGGAAACUUGACAGAGGAUCAUGCUGUCCUUAAAAAAUACAAGUAAGUUCUUUGCACAGGAAAUUGGUUUAAUGUAACUUUCAAUGGGAACCUUUCGAUUUUUACUUUAAGUGCUUUGGAGUAAGUUUAAUUUCCAGGCAGUUUAAUAUAUUCUUCUAAGCGUGUAACUUGUAGUGUGUGUGCCCUGCUUUCAACCAGCGUAUAGAGGGAAACGCACCUGAUUUUGACUGAUUAGUUUUUUUAACCUUUCAGCAUCACGGAGGAGGUAGACUGAUAUUAACAGUAAUUAAUAAUGUGCUUCAUGAAAUAAAGAUCCGAAAGGAAUUUAAAUAAAAAUUUCCUGCAUCUCAUGCCAAGAGAGAAACACCAGAAUCAAGUGUUCCGCGUGAUUGAAGACACCCCCUCAUCCAGGAAUGCAAAGCACAUCCAAUGAAAUAGCUGGAUUAUAACUCUUCACCCCUCCUGCGGGGCCGUGGGGCAGGCAGCGGGGGGCGAGAGGUGCUGUGGGGACCCGGCUGCCCUUCCGCUGCGGAAGGAUGGCGCACGCGGGGGGAACAAGCUACGAUAACCGGGAGAUCGUGAUGAAGUACAUCCACUAUAAGCUGUCGCAGCGGGGCUACGAGUGGGAUGCGGGAGAUGCGGGCGCCGCGCCCCCCGGGGCCGGCCCCGCGCUGGGCAUCCUGUCCUCCCAGCCGGGCCGCGCGCCCGCCCCCUCCAGGACCUCCCCGCAGCCGCCCCCGGCCGCCGCCGCCGGGCCUGCGCCCAGCCCGGUGCCACCUGUGGUCCACCUGACCCUGCGCCAGGCCGGCGACGACUUCUCUCGGCGCUACCGCCGCGACUUCGCCGAGAUGUCCAGCCAGCUGCACCUGACGCCCUUCACCGCGAGGGGACGCUUCGCCACGGUGGUGGAGGAGCUUUUCAGGGACGGCGUGAACUGGGGGCGCAUCGUGGCCUUCUUCGAGUUCGGCGGGGUCAUGUGCGUGGAGAGCGUCAACCGGGAGAUGUCGCCCCUCGUGGACAGCAUCGCGCUGUGGAUGACCGAGUACCUGAACCGACACCUGCACACUUGGAUUCAGGACAACGGAGGCUGGGACGCCUUUGUGGAGCUGUAUGGCCCGAGCAUGCGGCCCCCGUUUGAUUUCUCCUGGCUGUCUCUGAAGGCACUGCUCAGUCUGGCCCUGGUGGGAGCUUGCAUCACCCUGGGUGCCUAUCUGGGCCAUAAGUGAAGUCCACAGGCCUGCCACAAACAAAUAUGCAAAAGGUUCAUGAAAGCAGUAGAAAUAAUAUGCAUUGUCACUGAUGCACCACUGAAGUGAAGGUGUGGUCUCUUAAAAAGAAAAAAACAACCAACCAACCAACCAAGCAACCAACACCACCACAAACAGCUUUCAGGCUCAACGUUGAAUCAGCUACUUACUGCCAAAGGGAAUACAGUUUAUUUUUUACAUUAUUAAGAAAAAUAAGAUUUAUUUAUUUAAGACAGUCCCGUUGAAUCUCCUGUCUUUGGAAACCCCACCACUAAUUGCUAAGCCCCACCCGGACGGCUCUACCUGGCUCUCUUGUGCCUGUAAACACUGAUUUUUGUUCCAUACUGCUGGCUGGACUGACUCAACCAGCUGAAAAGCAAACAAACUGACAAAGGACCUGA
Odocoileus virginianus texanus is the source of this 2019-nucleotide messenger RNA. RefSeq names its product BCL2 apoptosis regulator (gene BCL2). Gene Ontology annotation, molecular function: protein homodimerization activity; protein heterodimerization activity. Gene Ontology annotation, cellular component: mitochondrial outer membrane. Gene Ontology annotation, biological process: negative regulation of intrinsic apoptotic signaling pathway; extrinsic apoptotic signaling pathway in absence of ligand; intrinsic apoptotic signaling pathway in response to DNA damage. The record is from RefSeq and is a predicted model, not a curated record. Lineage: Eukaryota; Metazoa; Chordata; Mammalia; Artiodactyla; Cervidae.